CGGACGCCUAAACACUGUCGCCGUCCUUCUGUCGACGUACAGCAGAUGGAGAACUGCGAGGUACUCUUCCCGGGAGGCAGCAGCGGGGCCAACGCGUUCACCAGGCCAGAGCAGGAGAGGAAGCGCGGGCAGCCAUGGACGGAGGAGGAGCACAAGUUGUUUCUCUUGGGCCUGAAGAAAUAUGGCCGGGGGGAUUGGAGGAACAUAUCGCGCAAUUUUGUUCAGACCAGGACGCCUACUCAGGUGGUCAGCCAUGCGCAGAAGUACUUCAUGAGGCACAACUCCGGCGGCAAGGACAAGAGAAGAUCCAGCAUCCACGACAUCACCACAGUUAAGCUGAGCGACGACCAGGACCAGCCUCCGUCCUCGCCAUCCCAGUCCUCUCUGAUCACUGACCAGUUCAACGAAUUAGCUCUGACACCCGGCGCUGCGGAUUCGCCCUCCAAUUAACCUUUGCGGCUUUGCCGGACUACUGGGAUAUGUAUAUGCCAAUCUUUGGAAUGGGGUUUGCAAGAUCAACGCCUGCAGUGUGGCCCGUUCAAUUGGAUGGAAGCUAGAACAUAUUUUUUUUGGGUGCAGUUCAGUGUGCAGCACCAUGAAUCUAUCAGAUGGCUAUCUACUUGUUUAGUACACUGGGAGUGUUUCCAUGUUUGUUGUAUCAUCUUGUGUAAUAAACCUGGAAUUUAAUAAAAGCCUUCCUUUAUGGAAGAAAAGGAAGAUCUUUCUGCA
This is a messenger RNA of Zea mays, 729 nucleotides long. RefSeq names its product transcription factor DIVARICATA. Lineage: Eukaryota; Viridiplantae; Streptophyta; Magnoliopsida; Poales; Poaceae. The transcript is spliced from 2 exons. The record is from RefSeq and is a predicted model, not a curated record. Gene Ontology annotation, molecular function: DNA binding. Bases 46 to 450 code for a protein of 134 amino acids.